AUGGCGCGACCUCGGGUGUUGGUUUUCCCUUUCGCGGCGCUGGGCCACGUGAAGCCGUUCUUAACUCUGGCGGAGCUGCUUUCCGACGGCGGCGUGGACGUGGUGUUCUUAAGCACAGAGUAUAACUUCGGCCGCAUCUCCAAUCUCGCAGCCUUAGCCUCCCGCUUCCCCACGCUCCAAUUCGCCACCAUCUCCGACGGCCUGCCGCUGCCGCCCGAUCACCCGCGCUCUCUUCUCGACACUCCUCUGUAUUUCACAAUGCGCGACGGAAUCAAACCGCGAUUACGCCAUUUGAUUCGAUCUUACAACGACGCUUCUUCCCCCAUCACCUGCAUCAUCAACGACAUCAUGUAUUCUUCCCCGAUCGAAGUGGCCCAGGAAUUUGGGAUCCCUGUUUUUACCUUCUGUCCGUUCAGUGCUCGAUAUUUGACCACUUACUCUAUUAUACCAGAACUCAAUGAAAAAGCUCAAAUCCCAUACGCUGGUCAGAAACAGAGUUGCGCCCUUCCCCUUCUCUCUGUAUUUUGUUUAUAG
Molecule: messenger RNA, 534 nt
Organism: Momordica charantia (bitter melon)
Lineage: Eukaryota; Viridiplantae; Streptophyta; Magnoliopsida; Cucurbitales; Cucurbitaceae
Source: RefSeq, a predicted model, not a curated record